Messenger RNA from Copidosoma floridanum, 1119 nucleotides. RefSeq names its product luciferin sulfotransferase-like. Lineage: Eukaryota; Metazoa; Arthropoda; Insecta; Hymenoptera; Encyrtidae. The record is from RefSeq and is a predicted model, not a curated record. Gene Ontology annotation, molecular function: sulfotransferase activity.
GCUUCUUGCAACGCUUAUACUUAUUUUGGCUGUUUGCAAAAUAGUUUGAUAUUUUUACGUUACAUCUGCAUUGCACGUACGUAGUUUUGAAAGUUCUCAACUAAUACGUACACUCUAAAGAACUAAAUAAACAUGGAAGAUGAAUUGGACAAAUUAUUAUCAAAAUGCUUAGCUGAUGGCAUUCCAAUCAAGUUCGUAAAUUACAAGGGUCUCUGGGUCCCAGAUACUUACGCAGAAAUUGCCGAUGCCAUAGAAAAUUUUGAAGUACGUGACGAUGACGUUUGGGUUUGCACUUUUCCAAAAACAGGUACGACUUGGACCCAAGAAAUGGUUUGGGGCAUUUCAAACGACAUAAACUCAGAAGCUGCUAAAGUAAAUCUGGGCCAGAGAUUUCCUUUUAUUGAAUUUACUGGGACGACAGUAACAGGUUGGAUAUCACUGAGAAAAUCCAAGGAAGAACUUCCAGAUCGUAUCACGAAAAGCGUCGAGUUUGCCUCGAAUCUGCCAAGUCCCAGAUUUCUCAAGACUCAUUUGCCGUUUCAUUUGUUGCCUCGCCAGUUGCGCACAGGCGAAAAAAAAAAUAAAAUUAUCUACGUGUCGAGGAACCCGAAAGACACCUGUAUUUCUUAUUAUCACCAUUACAAGUUGCUCGAAGGGUUCAUCGGGAAUUUUGACGAUUUUGUCAAAUUGUUUUUAGGAAACAAAAUUAUCUAUGCACCUUUUUGGGAUCACGUAAUUGGUUUUUGGGAGAAUAGAAACAACCUAGACGUACUAUUUCUAAAAUAUGAGGACAUGAAAGCUGAUCUUCCUUCGGUGAUAAGAAAAACGGCGAAUUUCUUGGGUAAAUCUUUGACGGAUCAGAAGGUGCGAGAGUUAGAGGAUCAUUUAAGUUUCGCUAGUAUGAAGAAAAAUCCUGCACUUAAUUUAAAUCACGUGGCCGGAAUUAUAAACGAGAAAAAAAUGUUCGGUACAAAUUUCAAAGCGGAAGGAGACUUUUUGAGAAAGGGGUUGGUUGGCCAGUGGAAAACGGAAAUGUCGGAAGAGUUGAUAAAAAAAUUUGAUGACUGGACGGAGGAAAAAUUAAAAAACCAUCCGCAUUUGCUGAAAGAAUUUUUGUAA